AUGACUGAGAAGGAUCCGCUAGUCUUAUGGUUGUUCUUGAAGGACCGCUUCAGCCAGCAGCUGACUAUUGUGCUCCCUAGAGCACAACAAGACUGGAUCAACCUACGCUUCCAAGACUUCAAGUCUAUGGCAACGUACAACUCCGCAUUGCACACGAUUGUGACCAAACUAUGUCUAUGUGGCCAGAAGAUCACUCACGCUGAUAUGAUCGAGAAGACCUUGUCCACCUUCCACCCUGGCAACAUUAAUGAGGCUCUCAUGAACAAUCAUUCUGACCAGCCUACUGGUUCCAUAGCUAUGCCUGAAGCACAUGCUAAUGUUGCUCAGAGUUUACGCAACCGCAAGAGGGGCCGUGGAAAGGGAAAGUGGAAGGGGAAGAGGGGUGCCAUGUUCAAGGUCAACGGAAAGGGAAAGCCCAAAGAAACUGAGAUUGAGAGACGUGCUGAAUACCUGCUGAUCACUAAAUUCGAUAGGUACCAAAAGUGA
This is a messenger RNA of Sorghum bicolor (sorghum), 486 nucleotides long. RefSeq lists its product as uncharacterized. Bases 1 to 486 code for a protein of 161 amino acids. The transcript is spliced from 3 exons. The record is from RefSeq and is a predicted model, not a curated record. Lineage: Eukaryota; Viridiplantae; Streptophyta; Magnoliopsida; Poales; Poaceae.